Messenger RNA from Cottoperca gobio, 2173 nucleotides. It is a transcript of the gene gltpa, whose product is annotated as glycolipid transfer protein a. The record is from RefSeq and is a predicted model, not a curated record. Gene Ontology annotation, biological process: intermembrane lipid transfer; ceramide transport. The transcript has 6 exons. Gene Ontology annotation, molecular function: ceramide 1-phosphate binding; ceramide 1-phosphate transfer activity. Gene Ontology annotation, cellular component: membrane; cytoplasm; cytosol. NCBI's taxonomy places the organism in Eukaryota, Metazoa, Chordata, Actinopteri, Perciformes, Bovichtidae. The coding region runs from base 134 to 763 and encodes 209 amino acids.
CCGGGCCUCCUGCUCCCGCUGCCGGGCCAGCUGUCCGGCCAGCACCCGAGACCGACUGGGCACAUGGGCCGAGAGGGUCGGCAGAGCCAUAGACCUGUAAUACAUUAGGUAAGAGUGUGUCCGGACUAAAGAGAUGGCUCUGCUAAUGGAGCACCAGUUCAGACAGCUGCCAGCUGACAGACAGGUGGAAACCAGACCGUUUCUGGAGGCUGUGUCAUACCUUCCACCAUUCUUUGACUGCCUUGGUUCUACUAUUUUUGCACCAAUAAAGGCAGACCUAUCUGGCAACAUCACAAAAAUCAAGGCGGUUUACGAUACCAACCCAGCACGGUUCAAGACACUGCAGCAGAUUUUGGAGGCAGAGAAGGAAAUGUAUGGACCAGAAUGGCCUAAAGCUGGAGCGACUUUGGCACUUAUGUGGCUAAAAAGGGGUCUACGGUUUAUUCAAGUCUUCCUGCAGAGCCUGGUGGAUGGUGAGAAGGAUGAUAGCAACCCAAACCACAUUCGAGUCAACGUCACCAAAGCCUAUGAAAUAGCUCUGCAAAAGUAUCACGGCUGGUUUGUUCAACAGCUCUUCAGGGCAGCUCUUUUCGCAUCUCCAUAUAAGACAGAUUUCCUGAAGGCCCUCUCCAAGGGUCGGGACGUCAAGGAAGAGGAAUGCUUGGAAAAAAUCCGAAAAUUCCUCAUCAACUUCACUGUCACUGUUGAUGCUAUUUAUGAAAUGUACAAUAAACUGAAAGCUGAUCUUGAUUACACAGUGUGACUGCAGGACGUUCCUCUUUCCUCCGGUGAUCCUCCUCGUUUACAAAGUCCAUUACAGUCUGCAGUCUACAUCUUGACACCCUUCAGCUCAUCUGACAGCUCACUGUAGGAGUGCAUUUAUAAUACUCAAAUAUCCUGCGUGCCUGUUCUGGCUUUCUCGUUGUGCCUUCUUCACUGUUGUUUGACUCUGAGGCAAGUUUCCCAAAGCAGCUGCAGAUUUAAUCUCAGUUAUUUAUUUGUUCUAUUUGAAGAUGAUAUUUCUUUACAGGAAAGGCAAUAGUAUCGCCAGAUAUUUAUGUACAUGAUCAUAAGAUAAUUAUACCAAGAAUCACAGUGCUGCUCAACACAUGUUUAUGAAACCAGGACUGUUACAAAAGCUUUAAGCAAGUGAGUGAGGUAGUGACAUCAACACUGGAUAUAAUACAACAGUGUAAUCUUUGCUAUAAUCAUUUGUACCUUACAGUGAUUUUUAAAGGUUUUAAUUUCUUAUAUUAAAGUUGUUUUUGUUACCUAGCCUAUAACCAGAGAUAAGAUAAGGUCUGCAUUUACUAAAUAUUAUUAUUAUUAUUAUUAUUAUUAUUAUUAUUAUUAUUAUUAUUAUUAUUAUUAUACUUUGAAGUAAAAUGAUCAAAAUCCAAAGCACAUCAUUUAUAUGAUUUACAAACACUUUGGAAAAUAGGUCGUAUGUUUUCAUUUUACACAACAAAUAUUGCGUAGUUGUUUCGUGGGGAUUAGAUUGUAAUUUGUAAUGAAGAAUUGUAUUAAUUUAUUUGUUAUAUUGUCCAAAGUGAUGCAAAACACAUGAAUAGUAUAUUUUUCCAGGCAUCAUUUCUGAAAAGCUCACAAAGUACAAGAAGCUGAACGUACAUUGUUGUAAACAGCUUCUAAUAUUGCACACCUGCUUGUGCCUUCAGCUGGAUCUACAGAGCACUUUAGCAACCAUUUCAGCUUUUCUGCCUUCACUUUGUGUAAAGCAAUCUAAUUAAGAACAAAAAGUUCAUUAUUACUGAAGCUAUGGUCUGCCUCUUUUAUUCUUCCAUGCUAUGCAGGACUUGAAUAUGUAUCAUAACUAUUCUUCCAAAGCAAUGCUUCAUCAGCACUAAGUGCUUCUGUCUACUCUGCUCUCAGGUGCUCACAUAAAACCGAAUGUGUAUUUUCUUUAAACCUCUUUGGUUGUUAGAUAGAAUUUCGGAUACUCUGUGAAGCGAGAUUAAAUGUCAAAUGGGACAUUUUGACAGCGUACCGACCUUGAAUAAAGGUUCUGUUGGUGGCCUUUGGUUAGUUAGUAUUGUUUUGAGUUUGUGUCUCUUGUGGCUGAAAUUAUGUUGCAGUGUGUGUAUAGUGCAAAAUAACAAAUAUAGUAUUUUCAAUUUAUGUAAAUCAUAAUUUGCAAUAAAAAUAUGUGCAAUAA